Molecule: messenger RNA, 795 nt
Organism: Aspergillus saccharolyticus JOP 1030-1
Lineage: Eukaryota; Fungi; Ascomycota; Eurotiomycetes; Eurotiales; Aspergillaceae
Exons: 4
Coding region: 1-795 (264 amino acids)
Biological process (GO): phosphatidic acid biosynthetic process; triglyceride catabolic process
Cellular component (GO): lipid droplet; endoplasmic reticulum
Molecular function (GO): triacylglycerol lipase activity; acylglycerone-phosphate reductase (NADP+) activity
Source: RefSeq, a predicted model, not a curated record
AUGUCCUCCUCCAAGCGCAGCAUUCUCAAAACCGGCUGCUCCGACGGCAGCCUCGGCUCCGGGCUCGCCCGCGAAUGCCACCGAGGCCGCAAAAAAGCCGGCAUAGAGACCAUCCUCCUCGACACGCUAUGCGACUCCUCCAUCGGCGCCUGCGUCGCACGCGUCAGAGAGCUCACCAGCUCUGACCUCAAGACCGGCGCCCUGGACGCACUCCUCAACACCGCGGGCGGCGGCUGCUCCAUGCCCGUGACGGACAUCGACAUUCCCCACCGCGCGCUCUCUCUUCGAUCGCUCAUCAGCGUCACGCAGGCCUUCCUCCCCCACCUGAUGAACUCCACCCACCCCGACGGCGGUGCGUUUGCUCGGCCCGUUCGCCGGCGCAUACAACGCCUCGAAAGCCGCGGCGUCCAGUUUCAUGAAACCCUGCGGCGGAAGCUCGAGUCGUUUGGUAUCUGGGUGGUGAAUCUGGUGACCGGGGCCGUGCAGUCCGCCUUCCAUGAUAAGGCGCCGCAUCCGACGCUGCCGGCUUCUUCGCUGUAUAACGUUGCGAAGGAGACGGUCGAGCGCGCGAUGACGAAUCCUGAUUCCGAGAGUGAUACGGACGCCAACGUGUGGGCCAGCCAGGUGGUGCGGGAUUUGAGUCGAAGGCGUCCGGCGUGUUGGGUUUGGAGAGGGAAGUGGGCGAUGAUGGCGUGGGUGGCGGGGUUUCUGCCGGUGGGGACCUUUGAUGGGACGAUGAAGCGCUGGUGUCCUGUAAACACCGUUCUCGAGAACAUUGUCAGAUUAUCAAGAUAA